CCCCCCCCACCCCCCAUCCGUUACGUCGCUCCUCUCGCACCCACCACUUUUGACUCGUCUCUGCGCUUCCACUGGCUACACACGCGUUCUGCGUUACUACCGCUUGUGCGCCCCCCUCCCUCUGGCCGCCCUCGUCACCUCGGCCCUCUUCCUCGCCCUCGCCCUUCCCAAUCCACCACAUCCUCCUCGCGUCCCACGCCCCGAGCCUUACCUUGCCUCCCCACCCACCCCCGACCUGGAACCAAACAAGCAUAUCGAGACCGCAUCUUAUCGAUAGCAGCCUUGUGCAUACCCUUCGUCUACACAACCACACGCAGCGAUCUGCGUCGGAUUGGUAACACUUUUUGAUCACCAAACAGUGAAGAGCACGGCCAGUAAAAUCGGCCAGCUCUCAUGCAAAACGCUUCGACCGCGACAGCUGCUCUUCCAGGACCCCUGGCGCAGCCUUGGGCAACAAACCCAUCGCACAUGUACCCCAACAGCAGCGCGCAUCAGCGCUCUCCCGCCAACCCUCGCGCAACCUACGACGCGGCCUCCACUGGCGGUGACGACCAGUACGCCAACUACAACCAGGCUGCUGGCUUUAGCAACGUCGGCGUUGGCUACAACUACGGCAGCGGCAUGAACCUUUACAACACUUCCCCUUCGCUCCCCUCUGGCUCGCGUCGCACCUCCAACCCCAAGACUAGCUCGCCCGUCGCGUCUACCACUGGUGCUGGCGGUGUCAAUAACUCGCCCUCUGCCUACUACCCUCGCCAGCCCGCGACCAACACUGCGGAUGUCUCGCAGGCCCAGUACCAGCAGACUUCGGGCUCGUCGCAGGCGCCAGUCAUUGGUCAUCACGGCCAGGGGAUUGCCGGAUCUCAGCAGUCCCACUACGGCUACUACCCCUAUUACGACCAGAAUGCCCACCACCAGGGCGGUGGUCAGUGGCCUGGCUACAACGCGGCCGGUGCUGGCUUCCCCGGUGGACAGAACGCUCCCCAGCAGCGCACUCCCUCCACUGGCUCAGUAACCACCCCCUCCACCACCAACGUCAACGACCAGUCACAUUCGUCUCGAGGCGGUGGUGGUGGUGCCGGCGGCGGUACCAGUGGUUUCGACUACUCUGCCUCUCAGCAGCAGGGCGGUUACCAGAACUGGGACUCGUCCCGCCAGCCUGGAUGGCAAGGCCAGCAGCAGGGCCAGCACCAGGGCCAGCAGCAGGCAGGAGGAGCGCGUGCCACUAGCAGCGGUGGCCAAGCCGCCCCAGUGAUCAGCCCGUGGCAGGGCUACGGCAGUCACCACCCGUUCCCUCCUCCCCCUCAACCGGUUCCCCAGAUGGGUGGCCAGCUUCCUCCAGGACAGUACGGCUGGAACCAGCCUUGGAACGGCCAGGGCGGCUACUACCCCCAGCCUCCCCACCAGGGUGUUCCGCCAGGCCCUCCUCAGCCGCCGGCUCCUGCGCCUCCCGCUCCUGCUGCUACUGGCGGCAAGAAGUCGAAGAGCAGCAAGGCCAAUGCGGCUGCGGCUGCGGCUGCGGCUGCUGCCGCCGCCGCCACCGAGGCGCCUGCCGAGCAGCAUUUGGGGAAGCGUGCUGCUGAAGCAAGUGCCGAGGAGGGCGAGAAGAAGGAGAAGGGCAGCAAGAGCAAGAAGGGCAAGAAGGAGGAGGAGAAGCCCGCCCCCAAGGUUGCUGCCAAGUCUCAUCUCAAGCCUCCUCGCCAGGCUCCCUCUGCCUGGCAGCUCUUCUUCACCGAUGAGCUCAACAAGGCCAAGGCCGUCGCCGCUGCCGAGGCCGGCACCACCCCCGGAGGAACGCCCAUCCACCCCAAGCUCAAUGUCGCCCAAAUUGCCAAGGAUGCCGGUGCUGCCUACGCUGCCCUCAGCGAGGAGCGCAAGGCGUACUAUGCUCAGAAGGUCGAGGAGGGCAAGGUUCAGUAUGCCAAGGAAUUGGUAGCCUGGCAAGCGACCUUGACUCCCGAGGACAUCAAGGCCGAGAACGCAUUCCGUGCCCAGCAGCGCAAGGAGGGCAAGUCCCGCAAGGGCAACCUCAAGGACCCCAACGCUCCCAAGAAGCCUCUCUCCGCCUACUUCCUCUUCCUCAAGGGCAUCCGCGAGAACGACGACCUUCGCAAGCAGGUGUGGGGCGAAGAGACGGAGACAACAAGGCAAAGUGUCCUCGCGGCCGAGCGCUGGAGAGGGCUCAACGACGACGAGAAGAGGCCCUACUUGGCGCAGGCCGAGAAGGACAAGCAAGAGUACGAGUCGCUGCGCAAGAUUUACGAAGACGACGCUGCUGCUCGUGCUCGCGGCGAGGCGGUCCCCGACCGCCCGCAGUUUGCCGAGAUUCAGUCGUCGAUUGUCGACCCACCCAAGUCUCUCCUCGAGCCCAAAGACAAGAAGGCCGAUGGCACUGUCGACCCAACAGCAUUUACUUUUGCUCAUCAGUCAACGCCCGAUCCGGAGUCUGGUAACGGUACGUCGGCAGCCCCGAGCGGUUUCGACGCUUCUUUGGAGAUCGAUGAGUUCCAUGGUUUUGACGACAUGGACCUCACUGGCCUCGAAGGCAUGACAGGUCACGGCGAAACACACGAGGUCUCCGAUCGUCGUUGAAGAAACGAUGACGGCACCCGAUGGUUCGACAGCCGUCGUUGAAGACUGGGUCUUGGCCCUGCCAACCGUCGACAUUGUCGGCCCGCGGUAGUGGUUGAGUCCGAGGUAGCAGCAGUUCUUGAACUGUCUGUCUUCUUAGCGACCGUCGAGCCUCAUCCCGCCUUUGAGUCUUCAAGUGCCACGUCAGUCAACAUCGUCAACGCCGAGUCAGCAAGCACACGAGGUCAGCCUGCAGCAGUGGAGCCGGUUGAAGCUGUUGCGACUGAGCCUGCAUCUAUGUUCCCCACACCACAUGGAUGAUAUCGCAGUGCUUGCUACCCCGGUGGAAGCGAUUCGAGUCUGUCGUGGCUCUUUUUGGGGGUUUGUUGGAUUUUCUUUUAAUCCGGAUCCUUUCGUCUUGUUCUUGGGGUGCCGUUUACUUCGUUUUUUCUCGAUUCGGUUAUAAUGGAUGGGGGCAGUAAGAAGGAGCGAGAGAGUGAGAGAAAAGAGUACCGCUUGCUUUUGUACAACGUACAUUACAUAUACCACUGAAGAGGUUGCGCUGACCGCCAUUCAAGAGGUCACAAUGAAAUGCAACCAUUGAAACCUG
Vanrija pseudolonga is the source of this 3181-nucleotide messenger RNA. Its product is annotated as Non-histone chromosomal protein 6. Gene Ontology annotation, molecular function: DNA binding, bending. The coding region runs from base 394 to 2592 and encodes 732 amino acids. NCBI's taxonomy places the organism in Eukaryota, Fungi, Basidiomycota, Tremellomycetes, Trichosporonales, Trichosporonaceae. The transcript has 7 exons. The record is from RefSeq and is a predicted model, not a curated record.